Molecule: messenger RNA, 1192 nt
Organism: Moneuplotes crassus
Lineage: Eukaryota; Ciliophora; Spirotrichea; Euplotida; Euplotidae
Source: the annotation of a GenBank genome assembly
UUUAAAUUUAAAUAUGGAAAAAGACUCUGACCGAAAAGAAGAUUUAGAAGAUGAAGAAGGUGAAGAGGAAGGGGAAGAGGAAGAAGAAGAGGAAGAAAAGAAAACUAUUAGUAAUUCGGAUAUUAAGAGGGAUGAAAGGAAGACUGAUAUGGGGAAAGUUAUGACUGUAAUACAUGAAGAGUCGAAGAAGAGUAUUUUGGAUUAUGGUAAAACUGCAGCUAAGAAGUAUAAGUUUGAAGAAUUGGAGCCCACCCAUAGGCCUAUAUUUUCGUUAAAGACUUCUACUGUGAAGACAGAGGAGAGGUUUAAGAUGAGUGCCCAGGAAUAUCUUGAUCAUUUUAAAAUAGCUACUAUACUUCAAGAUACAUUCAAAACAAUUUUAGAUAGGAGGGAAGAGAAUGCAAGAGAUCUUUUUAUCCAAUACUUAGAAGCUACAUUGAAUGGAGAGCAUAUUCUCCUGAGAGAACAUGCAUUUGUAAAUGCAACUCCUCUAAAUAGAAAAUGCUUUUUGCAACAAGUCAGAAAGGUAUUCCAUUGCACUCCUUGCUAUAAAAUAGUGACUGGGCUUGAUUACCUCCAAUUGCUUACCCUAAUUUGAUCAGACUUCCCUAAAAGCUUAAUGAUUGAAGCUGUAAAGGUAAUCAAUGUAGCUGAUACAAAACUUCCAUCAACAAAGGCAAUGGAAGACCUCUUGUUUGAAAAAUAUGAGCUAUUCGACCUUCAAUGAUCAAUUUGAAUAUUCUUCUAUUUUCACGAAUUUAUGGAAGGAAUAAAGACUAUCUUCCAGGACGCACAACUCAACUCAGCCAGCCUAGACCUGGACGAGGAGUGUUCUGUGAUAACAAUCUAUACAGCUGCAUGCAACUUUAUCAGGAGAGGAAACUUGAACAAAUGCCCAUACCCAAGCUUUGAGAAUGUCCUUGAAGCAAUUAUUCAUGACACUGACCUAGAAGAACGGCUCAGCUCUGAGCCACUCGUGCUAGCAGAUGAUAUAGUGCCAGAUCUGACUGGAAAGAUAAGUUACAGGAAGUUCUGUGCUGGCAUGUAUAGAAAUAAACACCUGAUCCUGUCUAUUUACAAACCAAUAGUCAGCAAGAGUCUCUUAGAGAAGAGGAAGCUUCAUGAAUCCAGUAAGAGGAAGGAAACCGGGUCCAAAAAGGAUGAUAUCAAAAGGACUAAGACUAAAGGAUAA